This is a messenger RNA of Carassius carassius (crucian carp), 4483 nucleotides long. Its product is annotated as formin-like. The coding region runs from base 417 to 4184 and encodes 1255 amino acids. Gene Ontology annotation, molecular function: microtubule binding. Gene Ontology annotation, biological process: actin nucleation. The transcript is spliced from 20 exons. The record is from RefSeq and is a predicted model, not a curated record. Gene Ontology annotation, cellular component: endoplasmic reticulum membrane; actin filament; nucleus. Lineage: Eukaryota; Metazoa; Chordata; Actinopteri; Cypriniformes; Cyprinidae.
GUGUGUUUACACAGGACUGGAUCUUUAAACACUGUUAGCAAUUUCUCACAAAUCCUUAUGAAAGCAGGUUUAUAUUGCACUGCUGCUUUGCUUCAUGACACGCUUCUGAUGUGGGCGGGGCCACAUUGAAACCAACCAAUCACAGCCGCGGAUACAAACGCUGCCGCCUCUGACUGGUCUGCGCGGCUGUCAAUCACAGACUGAGAGCGCUGUCCUCCAGAACGCACUUUAUUCCGAGAAAGAGAGAGAGAGAGAGAGAGAUGGAUCCGUAAUGCACCUCAGAUGGGCCUUCAAUCGCCCCAAUGAUGAGCUCCCGCUGUGUCUGUCCACCCCGGGCCGUCCCCGACUCGAGACGAGACCCACGAGACAACUACCAACUUAAUUCAGGAGUGUGAUUAAUUAAAAACGGCUCUGUAAUGGAAGGCACGCACACCGUGCUGCGUCUGUACAAACCCAUCCAGGAGCUGUGCUUCAUCAGUCUCUACUUCCCAACGAGGAAGUCCCGAGGUUUCCCACGAGCUGACCAAACCCCUCGUGAAGUCCGGCCUCGGGAUGAAGACGCUAAACAAAGAGGCCAGUAUUCCUGCGAGGUCACAAAAGCAGCGGUCGCACAGCUCCACUGGCUGACCACAGAACACCAUCAGCUGCUUACGCACGUCUUGUCUUUAUGCAGUGAAUGUGCAGACAGGAUUAAGAUGGGCAACCAGGACGGGAAGCUCCUGGAAGGACACGGGGAACAUCUGGGACAUGAUGUUAGCAGCAGUAACUUCCCUACAUCUCUUCCCCCGGAGCAUAAGAGAGCAGCUUCUAGAGUUCGUAAGCUGAAGAAGCUUGGUUCUAAGAAGAUGGACAGCGCUGAAGAGUUCUUGCAGAGUAGGAUGAAGAAGAAGGUGCAAAGUGGAGCAUCUGCGUUCUCCCCGAAAGCACCCGGAACGCCAAUCUCCUUUCGUGGCCGGGAUACUUCAGGGUCAGAGUCUUAUGUCAGCGUCUCAAGCGAGCCUCUUCUUCCAAUGGAGGAACACUUCCAGAUCGCUCACGACGGAUGGGAUUUUAUGGAAGAGCCUCGUUCUUUUGAGUCCGAGAUGGAUCUUUGUACCGAGCUGUCGGAGUUUGAUAACCAACUCACUUCGGAGUGCGAGGAACCACUGGGAAACCAAUCUGGAUGUGUGCUACAGGAGCUAAUGCCCAUUGGGAAUACUGAGGGAAACCAACAAGGUCAAUCAACCGUUGGAAGUUUGGAAGUCAACCAAAGGGACGAUAACAAGGACAACCUGGAAUCUGGAUCUCAUUCCAGUUCGGAAGUUGGACAAGAAGAGAUCAAGCUCUUUACUCAGGUGAACACCAAAUCAAACUUCUCGCCUUACGUUGACGCCAACUGUAGAAGCUCUAAGCUUCAUCCCUGGAGCAAGAGCCCUACAUCCAUCUCUCUGUCUGGGGUCUUCAACGUGUCUUAUCCUCCAACCAAUAGUCUCCAGAGCAUGUCUCCUGUCUUAUCACCUCUGUCUUCUCAACUUUCAAGUCCCCAAAUGAACCACCGGAUUGUGUUGCUGCCUGAGGAUGAUGGAAAUAAACGCUCCUCGAGAGACGAGUCCAAAGUCGCCACAGAGGUCAUCGACAAAAACGCGAACCGUCGGACGGUCACACGUCUUGACCUGAAUCUCAGCAAUCAUUUCAACGUGAACGGAGCCAGUACAUCGACCUCAGAAAACUCUCUGUUGCGGACGGAGGACAUCUGGAUGCUGGAUGCAGAUGAAUCUGUUACCCAGAAGGCAUUGCGUCGUCUCAGCAGACCGGAUCACCUGGACUUCCUGAGAAUCACACCACCAGAGGAUGACAUCAUCGGAGACACUCCGUAUAAUCCCAAACUCGGAAUAACAUCUGAGGUCACGUCUCCGUCUGAUGCUGAGGACCGAACCCCUGGCCGUCUGCAGGCCGUCUGGCCUCCACCGAAAGAGGACGGAGAGGAGAAGGUGGGCCUGCGCUACACUGAAGCCGAGCACCAGGCCGCUCUCCUGCAGCUGAAGAGAGAGUUUAAAGAGGAGCUGGAGAAACUGCAUGCAGAUUUCGAGCUGCAGAUCUUCCAGGUUCGAGGCGAGCAUGCGCAGGUCGUGUCUCGUCUGGAGUCUCUCAUCAGCAGGAUGCAGAGGGAGCAGGUGUAUAAUACUGUACUGGAGCGGGGCGAGCUGCAGGACAUCUGCAUCUCCACCCAAGACCUCCAGCCACCCAAAAGCUUCCGGAACGUGUGCAUCCAGACGGACCGCGAGACCUUCAUCAAGACCCCUGAGAGCGACGGGGCCAGACCAACGCUGGGCUCCAGCCCGCCCAAAAAACUGGACCUGGACUCAAUUAGCAUGAGUUUGGGCGUGGUUCCAGGACCGCCUCCUGCCCCUCCUCCUCUACCUGGUAGCUCCGCCCCUCCUCCACCACCACCUCCUCCUCUUCCUGGUAGCUCCGCCCCUCCUCCUCCUCCACCCUUACCUGGACUUUCACAUGCCCCACCCCCUCAUCCGCCUCUUCCAGGAGCCCCGCCCCCUCCUCCACCCCUCCCUGGAGCUCCACCCCCUCCUGGUCUUCCAGGAGCCCCGCCCCCUCCUCCACCCCUCCCUGGAGCCCCUCCCCCUCCCGGGCUUCCAGGAGCCCCGCCACCUCCUCCACCCCUCCCUGGAGCCCCGCCCCCUCCCGGUCUUCCAGGAGCCCCGCCCCCUCCUCCACCCCUCCCUGGAGCCCCUCCCCCUCCCGGGCUUCCAGGAGCCCCGCCCCCUCCUCCGCCCAUGCCGGGAUGUGGCGCUCCUCCUCCACCUCCUGUUUUUGGCGGGUUUGGAUUCGGACAGGCGACUGAGAAAGCUCCGCGUAAACCUGCUGUUGAGCCGGCCUGCCCCAUGAAACCGCUCUACUGGAACCGCAUCCAGAUUCAGGACCAGAAUAAUAACACACUCUGGAGUUCACUGGAAGAGCCUGAUAUCAUAAACACUCAAGAGUUUGAGGAUCUGUUCUCCAAAGCCACCGUCCAGCCAAAGAAGAAACCGCUGUCAGACACGUACGAGAAGAAGAACAAGACCAGGAAGCUCAUCAAGCUGCUGGAUGGGAAACGCUCUCAGGCCGUGGGAAUAUUAAUAUCCAGCCUCCAUCUGGAGAUGAAGGACAUUCAGCAUGCUGUUCUGACGGUGGAUCAUUCUGUGGUGGAUCUGGAGACCAUCGAAGCUUUAUAUGAGAACAGAGCUCAGCCUGAUGAACUGGAGAAGAUCAGAAAACACUACGAGACGUCUAAAGAAGACGAGGUGAAGCUCCUGGAUAAACCUGAACAAUUCCUGUACGAACUCUCGCAGAUUCCCGACUUCGCCCGCCGCGUACACUGCAUCAUAUUCCAGUCUGUGUUUGUGGACUCCAUAUCAUCCGUCCAUCAGAAACUGCAGAUCAUCUCUGCUGUGAGCAAGGCUUUUCUUGAUAAUGACAGUGUGAAGGACGUGAUCGGCCUCAUCUUGGCUUUUGGAAACUACAUGAACGGUGGAAACCGGACCAGAGGACAGGCGGAUGGAUUCGGACUGGAGAUUCUGCCUAAACUAAAAGAUGUCAAGAGCAGGGACAAUCGUAUGAGUCUGGUGGAUUAUGUAGUUUCGUACUACCUGCGAAACAUGGACAAGAACGCAGGAACAGAGAAGAGCGUUUUCCCGCUUCCCGAACCUCAGGAUCUCUUCCACGCCGCUCAGGUCAAGUUUGAAGAUCUCGCAAAAGACCUUCGCAAGUUAAAGAAGGAGCUGACAGCGUGUGUGAAGGAGGUUGAGCAGGUGUGUGAAAACUCCUCUGAGGAACAUCUACAGCCCUUCAAGGACAAGAUGGAGAGCUUCGUCAGCACUGCACAAUCAGAGUACGAGACUGAAGACGAGCGGCUGCAGGCGGCACAGAAGAGUUUCCGGGACAUGGUGAUGUACUUCGGGCUCAAACCCAAGUCUGGAGAGAAAGAGGUUUCUCCAAAUCAUAUCUUCAUGCUGUGGUACGAAUUCUGCAAUGAUUUCAAGAGCAUCUGGAACCGAGAGAAUAAAAACAUCUCCAAAGAGAGACUUAAAGAAGCUCAGAAGACCGUCCAGAAAAUCACGGCAGAGAGGAAAGUGGAGACGAAGAAGACCAACGCAAACAGUCUGAAAGAGCGACUGCGAAAGAAAGAAGCCGGCGUGUCGUCCAGCUGAAGCACCACAGAACAGUGUGGAACCACUUCAGUAUGAGACAAACGGAUGUUAUUGGGUCAAGAAGAAACACGUGACAUCGAUAUAUCUAUCAGAAUCAGCUGUGCCUCAUGUUCAUCGAAGGGUCGGCGUUAUAUUAUCUGUGUCUCGGUGUUUCACCACAUUUUCCUUUUGCCAAAAUGAGACUUGACGAAGCACUUUUACGCUCCUUCUCACUCGCGGAGGCUAUGCAAUACCCUCCGUUUCAGAAGAGAAAUGUGCAAAUCAUAUCCAUGCAUUAAAUGUGAGAACACUAUGAUGAG